Molecule: messenger RNA, 276 nt
Organism: Entamoeba dispar SAW760
Lineage: Eukaryota; Evosea; Mastigamoebida; Endamoebidae
Exons: 2
Coding region: 1-276 (91 amino acids)
Source: RefSeq, a predicted model, not a curated record
AUGACAAUUCAUAGGAAAAUGCUUAAUCAAUUUAUUCUUACAAAUAAAUAUUCAUACAUUGAAUUCACAAAAGAAAGGAUUAAAGAAAUAGCAGAGAGUUUAAAACAUGAUAACAAUCAAGAUUUAUUAGAUAAAUUGAAAAUAGAAAUAAGUGAAUUAAAAAAUAAACUAAAAAAGUUAUGUGGAGAUGCAGUAACUGAACUUGGUAAAGUUAUAGUACAGAAAGUAGAAGAUGUAUCAGAUGUUGCUGUUUCAAUUUUGAUAUUUAUUCAUUAA